AUGAAUUGGCAGAGUAUCCCAGCUACAUCUAUCCAAGAAUGGCUUAUAGCGGUCGCUUCACAGGUUAACAAGGAGGUUAUGAACAAGGUGAUCAUGCUUAUGUGGGGCAUUUGGAAGAAUAGAAAUGCGCAGGUCUGGGACCAAAAAAGCAAGCAUGCUUCCGAGGCUUAUCUAUUUACGAUGGGGUGGUAUGAGGAUUUCAAGAAAAGUACUGCAAGGCCUCCACAACAAUCUAGGGAGCCUAUUCGAUGGCAACCACCUACAGAGAGAGUCUUAAAGAUGAAUUGUGACGGUGCAUAUCAGGCCGCUUCAAGACACGGUGGCGUAGGGUGCGUGUUGCAGAAUAGUGAUGGCAUCUUCCUUGCUUGUCAAGUGCGCCCAUAUGCCUUCCUUAUGUUCCCCUUUCAUGCUGAACUUGCAGCGCUCAAAGAUGGGAUAAUCAUGGCUCAAACCAUGCAGCACUCCGAGGUAAUCUUUGAAAGUGAUUGUGCUUUGUUGGUCCAAGCCAUCCAGAUGGUUUCACAUGAUCUCUCUACUAUGAAUGUUUUGAUUGAAGAGGUUAGAUCUUUAUUACGAGAUAAUCCUGGAUUUAGCAUUAUACAUGUCAAAAGAGAAGCUAACAAGAUUGCACAUCUGUUGGCUUCUCAUGCUAUUAGGAAUAAUGUAAGCCAACUUUGGUUGGUAACAGCUCCCGAAUUUAUGAGGGAUGACAUUCGAAACAAUGUAAUCGUUAUCUGA
Molecule: messenger RNA, 738 nt
Organism: Rosa chinensis
Lineage: Eukaryota; Viridiplantae; Streptophyta; Magnoliopsida; Rosales; Rosaceae
Exons: 1
Coding region: 1-738 (245 amino acids)
Molecular function (GO): nucleic acid binding; RNA-DNA hybrid ribonuclease activity
Source: RefSeq, a predicted model, not a curated record